CUGCUGCUGGUUUUUCAGCAGCAAGUCCCGUUCCUCCUUAAAAGCAGAAGCAGAGGCAGAAGUUUAACAUCUUCUUCCAUUAAGCAGAAAAUCAACAACUGAAAGCCGAACACUUUGAUUAAGCCCGAGUCAGUUUCCGUAUUCUUUCUCCUGUGUUUCUAAUCCUAUACAAACGCACUCAUCCAGAUUCCGAUUCUCCUUCAUCAAAGAUAGAUGGCUCCCAAUGGAAGCCGCUUCACCAGAGCAUCAGCAGGUGACAUAUUGGUGCCAGUGGGAUUCCGAUUCCGCCCCACAGAAGAAGAGCUGGUCCACUAUUACUUGCAGAUGAAGCUCGAGGGAAUGGAUUACAUUGUCAGCGACGUCGUCAGUGAAAUCGAUAUCUGCAACCACGAGCCAAGGGACUUGCCUGGGCUUUCACUCAUAAAGUCGGAUGAUCAAGAAUGGUACUUCUUCAGCACUUACAAAAAAAACAGCAAAAACCAGACCGAAAGGAUGACGAAGGAAGGCUUCUGGAAGGUCACUGGUGAGCGAAAACAGGUCAAGACUGAAGACAAAAGAAGUGUCAUCGGUGAAAAAAGGAUUCUAACUUUUUACGGAGGUCAUAGUCGUGAUUCCCAAAAGACCGACUGGGUUAUGCAUGAGUAUUACAUCCCCAAAACCAAUCCUAAUGAUAAUCAGAGGGAUUUAGUUGUCUGUUGCGUAAAGAAGAAAUCAGGUGAGAAUGGGAAUGCUGCAAACUGUCAUGAACGUGAAUCUAGUACUUACAACAACAAUGCAUCUGAUUUUGAAAACCAACAGCUACUAGCAACUCGUAUGGAUAUUGAAGAGGAACAUACUCAGCAACAACAAAUGAAUGGAAUGCAAUCUGCAUUUUCGGAUGAAAAUUUAGAAGAGUUGGUAAAUUCAUUUCUUGUUGACUGGGAUCAGGAUGCACAGGAAAUGAGUUUACAAAUGCUUAGUGAGCCACCCGUUGAUUCACGCCACCCCAGAAGACAGGAAGGUGUUAAGCUUUGCCAGAAACAGGCUGCUUCCUCUGUCAAUGUAGUACCUAAUCAAUUAGUCACUGAUGAACAUUCUGGUACACUUCAUCAAUUAGUUAAUGAUGAGCAUUCUGGUACACAUCAAAGAACUAGCAGGCCGCAACGUGAAUCAAGACACGUUAAUGACUUAAACGUAAAGAAUGCUUCCUCUGUGGAUGCAGAUGCAGAAUUACCUCAGAUUAACUGUAUUCAAUUAGCCCCUGAGGAAUACUAUAACAAUGAAAGAACACGCAGAAAAACAUAUCCAACAAGUGCCCUCAAAGCACUAAGCAAACAGAAAGAAUUAAAACAGCAGCAAAGCAAGGCGAAAGAAGUUGCAGAGCAUCGAGCUGCGGUUGAUUUUCCCCCGAAGAAGACCUCUAUAACAGAGUCUAACAAAGAAGCAGAGGUGGCUCAAGGCAAUAAUGCAGAAAAGGGUAUGAAGCAGACUCAGCAACAACAAAGUAUGGACUUUUUUGAGAGGGAAAAGUGUCGUAUGCUUGGCCUUAGUAAUGAUUACUAUAACAAUGAAAGAACACGCAGAAAAACAUAUCCAACAAGUGCCCUCGAAACACUAAGCAAACAGAAAGAAUUAAAACAGCAGCAAAGCAAGGUGAAAGAAGCUGCAGAGCGUCGAGCUGCUGUUGAUUUUCCCCCGAAGAAGACCUCUAUAACAGAGUCUAACAAAGAAGCAGAGGUGGCUCAAGGCAAUAAUGCCAAAAAAGGUAUGAAGCAGACGCAGAAUGCAACAACCGCCGGCAAUUGGAAGGGCUGUUCUUUCAUUUCAUGGGAGACAUUGUCAAAGAAGAUAUCUCAAUUGAUUAAAUAAAUAUUGUAAAUUGGUAAUUAGUUAUUUACUUGUUAUGUAUUUGACUUCCUUGUUUGUAGGCUUUAGUUUAGGAUCAGGAAUGUAUCUGAUCUCCUAUAUAUUUUGUAAUCCUUGUUUCGAUCAAUACAAGUGAAAGAAUUCUACCACA
This is a messenger RNA of Malus domestica (apple), 1996 nucleotides long. Its product is annotated as NAC domain-containing protein 4-like. The record is from RefSeq and is a predicted model, not a curated record. NCBI's taxonomy places the organism in Eukaryota, Viridiplantae, Streptophyta, Magnoliopsida, Rosales, Rosaceae. Gene Ontology annotation, molecular function: DNA binding. Gene Ontology annotation, biological process: regulation of DNA-templated transcription.